Lichtheimia ornata is the source of this 2946-nucleotide messenger RNA. RefSeq lists its product as uncharacterized. The transcript has 6 exons. Gene Ontology annotation, biological process: intracellular signal transduction; protein phosphorylation; microtubule cytoskeleton organization. The record is from RefSeq and is a predicted model, not a curated record. Gene Ontology annotation, molecular function: ATP binding; protein serine/threonine kinase activity; tau-protein kinase activity. Lineage: Eukaryota; Fungi; Mucoromycota; Mucoromycetes; Mucorales; Lichtheimiaceae. Bases 1 to 2946 code for a protein of 981 amino acids. Gene Ontology annotation, cellular component: cytoplasm.
AUGACAACAACCACGACCACAACGUCGGCCAUUCCCUCUUCUUUUCAACAACACCUUGCUACAGAUGUACCACAACCUCGCGACUCGACCCAUCAUGACAACCACUACACGCAACAGCAUGCUCGAAAUCAACGCUCUCACUCUGUCAAUGCGUUGCCUAGCGAUUUGCAGCAGCAACAACACGAGCAGAAACAACGACUAAGCUCGCACGAAGAAGAACAACCUCAUCAACCAUGGUGGCAGUAUUACUAUCAACUCUAUCAUUAUCAUCCUCCUCAAGGUCGGAAGCCAACCGUAUUUGGACCUUAUCUCUUGUUACAGACAUUGGGUGAAGGCGAGUUUGGCAAGGUUAAAUUAGCUGUUCACAUCAAAACAGGUCAGGAGGUGGCCAUCAAGUUGAUUAAAAAGGACAACCUUGAUUCCUCCACGAGAAUGAUAAAAGUUGAGCGGGAGAUCUCCGUGUUGAGAAAAGUGCGGCACCCUUACAUUGUCAAACUAUACGACGUUAUUGAAACCGAACGCUAUAUUGGCAUCAUCCUCCAAUGUGCUUCAGGAGGAGAGCUCUUCGAAUACAUUCUAGCACACCGCUAUCUCAAGGAGAAGGACGCUAGCCGAUUGUUUGCACAGCUGAUCAGUGGUGUCCAUUAUAUGCACCAAAAACAUAUUGUUCACCGAGAUCUCAAGUUGGAAAACUUGCUUUUGGACCGAGACCGCUGCAUUGUUAUCACCGAUUUUGGAUUUGCAAACCAGUUUUCAUCAGCCAAGGAUGAUCUCAUGUCCACUUCUUGUGGCUCACCAUGUUAUGCUGCUCCUGAACUUGUCAUUAGUGAGGGAAUGUACGUGGGUUCAGCUGUCGACAUUUGGUCUUGUGGUGUCAUUUUAUAUGCUAUGUUGUGUGGAUAUCUACCCUUUGACGACGACCCUGCCAACCCAGAUGGCGACAACAUCAACUUGCUUUACAAGUACAUUCUCAACACCGAGCUUGCAUUUCCCGAUUAUGUCAGCUCCGAGGCGCGUGAUCUACUGCAAAAGAUGCUUGUGCCCAAUCCAGCUAAUCGAUGUACCAUGGAUACAAUCAUGCAGCACCCAUGGCUGAGUCAAUAUCGUUCGCUCUUUGAAAAGUCGAUCAAGGAAUUAGAAAUCGAAGCCAUUGAUGCAGCUGAUCUUCCAAUGCCAGUGGUCCCUGAUGAUAGCCCAGAGCCUUCCACAUCCCUUGUUGAUUCAAAGAACCAGGAACCAGAACAACAGGACAACAAUGAUGCGGAUGAUACAAUGAACGAAGAUGUUCCAGCAGAGGAUAAUGAACAACAAAAUGUGGACGAUGUUCCUGCUACACCAUUACCUGAAUCUCGCAAUGAUACCCUUGAGAACAAUGAAAAGGAAGAUGCGCAAUAUGAAGAGCCAACAACAACAACUUCGGCUAAUGUACAAGAAAAGGACGACAAAGAUGAUGAUGAUGAUGAUGAUGAACCUAUGAGAGAACGACAUGGCGUCAGCCUAGACCUACCAUCAACAGCACGUCGAACAGAGGACAUUCGAUUAUCUCAACAAUUGCCACGACCCACACGUACUACCAGCAAACGUGUCCAUCAAAGAGGAACCGAAAUGUUAAAGAGCUUCUUGUCAAGGAAUGCUUCCAGCAAUGGCAAUAGUUACCGUACUUCGAUCACAGCAACACCACCUGAUCACCAUCCACAACAACGACCCACUUCACUUAUUCCCGGUCAAUCCAUUUUACAUUCAAAGCUUUUAUCGAGCUUACAACGCCAACAGCAACAACAACAGCAUCUUCAAAAUACAACGGCCCAAAUCGAUUCACGAUUGGCAUAUAUUAGCAGCACUCAGCGAUCAACUUCUACAGGCAUCGCAUACCCUGAUCAACCACCAACAGAACCUACAUCACCUAAACCUACUUCGUAUCCAUCAUCUCGCGGCACACGUCGAAAAGCACUUUCAUUAUUGGUGAAUCCCCUUUCAUCAGAGAAUGGAAAACCUAAUCGAUCACUUUCUCGUCGUGGAAGACCUACAUUCUCGAGACCAGCAUCGCAACAAAAGACACCCACACCUUCAGCAUCAGAACAAUUAUCACCAAGCUCUAGCAAAAAGAGUGCAGGCAAAAAGUUUAUGGAAUGGUUUAAAAAGACACCCCUGAGUACGCAUCCCCAUCGAUCAUCGGCCAAUUAUACUACAACUCGAUUCAACGAUGCACGAUUACGGACUUAUCAUGGUGCUGUUGAUCAAAAUGCUCUCACUUCAGCCUCACCGCCACAACUCGUCAUGGAAAUGAAGCACAUCCUUAUUGCCAUUGGUAUCGACGUGAAGCAAGAUGGUGAAUACAAGCUGAAAUGUGUGCGUCGACAACGACAUCAGCCAAUGCCUGAUAAUCCAUCUCGUUCCACAACGUCCAAACCCAAUCAUCCAAAUGACAUCAAAAAGCGACGCAUGAGUAUCAACAACUCCCAGAAUGCAUCUACCACACGACUACGUAUGCUCUUGAGACGUCAUCCUCCCCUUCACAGCGGCAGCACACCACCAGCAGUAGCGGCAGACCUACCUGCAUCCAACAAUAACAACAGCAACAAUCAUGAUCCUGCUGGUGCGAGUGCCAUUCUUUAUGGUGACCCUGUGGUGGAUCCUGGUGAGGAGGUGCGAUUCAGCAUGGAAGUAUGCAAGAUCAAAAACCUUCCAGGACUCUAUAUUGUUGAUAUUCGACGUAUGCGAGGUAAUGUGUGGUCAUACAAGUUUUUGUACCAUGCUGUGCUUGGCGCAUUGGAUCUUGGAAGAAAAGGCGGAGGCUACAUGGCUGUUUCAACACCCACAGAUCCUAAUGCCAUGGACACUCUACAACAACAACAUCAUCAUCAGCAACGUUCUAGCAUUGUGAGCAGCAGUAACAAUAGCAGCAGUGUCAUUGAUGAAGGAGCCGUCUCCAUGAUCAAAGAGUAG